AUGCAGCAUGCUAGGGCGGCAGUUGCCCAGACGAUCCAAUUUGAAAUACACAACAAAAUAGAUUUCAUCUUUUGCCAAGAGCCAUAUACCAGAGAAGGAGUAUCAGCUGGAUUUCCAUUACAAUGGACAGUGUUUCAAAAAUCGGAUCAUGACCAUUCUCCUAGAGCAAUCAUAGUCAGCUGUAACCCCGACUGGUCCCCAACAAUUAUCUCGCUUGACCAAGACAACGUUGCAAUUCUUCUAGAAGUCCAUUCCCUCUCCAUCAUCCUAGCGUCAAAUUAUUCCCCACCAACGGCGGAAAUCGGCCCGACAACCAGAUUCAUACAAAGAAUACUGCACCAAUUCAGAAUCCCUGAUAUGAUCUUUGCGGGAGAUUUCAACUCACACAAUACAGCUUGGGGUUAUCAUACGACAGAUCCUAAAGGUCGGGAACUAGAGGACUUUCUCUCCUCAAGCAAUCUCAUAGUUCAAAAUACGGCAGAAGCACCGCCCUCUUUUGACAGGGUUUUUGCGCAGGGAUGGCCAGAUCUUACCCUGACUACUCUGCACGCAGCACCUCUCCUGCAGGACUGGAAAGUCGAAGAGGACGAGAGCCUCAGCGAUCAUAAGUUCAUAACCUUCUCCCUAUCCGAAACUACCAGAGUAUCCAAAAUCCGACGUUACAACCUUCCUGGCCGGAAAAUAAAAACCUUUUCGAGAAAAAUAAAAACGCAACUAACACGCCUUGAACCAUCUCUCCAACAAGCUCACACAGCAGCAGAACUGGAAGAUUUUUCAUUAAAACUACAAGAAACUAUGCAAGCCGUAUGCAAUCAGAAUCUCCCAUUAAAGAAGCCCUAA
Molecule: messenger RNA, 840 nt
Organism: Stegodyphus dumicola
Lineage: Eukaryota; Metazoa; Arthropoda; Arachnida; Araneae; Eresidae
Source: RefSeq, a predicted model, not a curated record